AACAAAUAUUAUUAUCAUCUGGUUUGCAGAAAACGAAUAAAUGAGCCGAAUUAAUUAAUGAAGCCCUUAGGUUUAACUCUACCAAUAAACAACAGCACAAUUGUUUAAAUAUUGUCUACGACACGGAAUUAUUUAUCUAGUCGGCACGAGACCAACAAAUUUAAAUCAGAAUGCUGAACACAGAGACUUUGAGAGACAAAUGUUCUUCUAUACUGAAGUACAAUGGAAUGGAACAAUGAUUAUUAUGACAGUCAAUGGGAUUAUUCACAAAGUGAUCGCACCAUGCAUUAUGUAAGCUACAUCCUUGCAGCAACCUGCUUCGUCGUCAUAGUUCUAGCCAUCGUUUUCCUCCUUCGAGAAUGCUGCGACUACGACCACAGCACCGAGAACUCCGAGAUGUUUAUCCUCCGAAACGAGGAAUCCUACGCCCCAAAUUACACCGAAACUACGGCCGAGAGAGAGCAGACGCGCGGUCAUCGAAUUGCGCACGAGUUCAACCGUCAUCAGAAUGUGGUUUUAUUAUCGUCUGCGCAUUCCAUGGCCAACCAGCCACCGCCGUAUUAUGCGUAUGAUACAACGACACGCGCAACCUACUACAUGUAUCCAACUGCGCAAAACACGGCGGGAAGUUUGAAUGCGCCAACAACGUCAGCGCAAUUGGUACAACGUAAUUAUGGAGAGACGGUGCCUUUAGGUGGAACGACAGCCAGACCACCACCGUACGCACCAAAUCAUCAUUAAUGUACUCUUAACAUGUUGGCAAAAACACUUGUUAUAUAUUCUUCGAAACCGCGGCUUCGGCUUUGGAUUUGGCUUCAGGCUCCGUCCUCUCGUCUGCAGCCCUGCUGAGCGCGUAACGCAAAGCACGCGCAAUUGUCGAAACAACCGCGAGCCAAUUUAGCCUGAGCCGAAUCCAGAGCCGAAGCCAUGGUUUCGAAAAUGGCCUAUGAUGUUAAAAACUCUUACUUAUAAGUUCUUGCCUUUAAUGGUGAUGUUUAAAAACAUAACCGUCUAUUAUACUCUUACUCUUAUUGUGUUGAUAAACACAGCAGUAAAUACGCAAUUUAUUCUACUUUUCCGACUGUGGUUUAUAGAGAGGAGAUCUAGCUGUGUUUACCUAGGUCAGGGAGACGUGGCGGGCCUGACAUCCUGUUUGGUCCUCCAUUAACAACUACCAUUACCAAACCUAGGUUUUAAAUACUGUCAUUUUUGUGACAAGAACAUGUCUUCAUACGCAUUGGUUAAACUUGUUAAAAUCGGUGCUUGAGUGUCAUUAAUAUCAUAAUCGAUCCAUGAUUCAUUGUCAGUAAAAA
Messenger RNA from Asterias rubens (European starfish), 1313 nucleotides. RefSeq lists its product as uncharacterized. The record is from RefSeq and is a predicted model, not a curated record. Lineage: Eukaryota; Metazoa; Echinodermata; Asteroidea; Forcipulatida; Asteriidae. Bases 223 to 741 code for a protein of 172 amino acids. The transcript is spliced from 3 exons.